Messenger RNA from Gambusia affinis (western mosquitofish), 2810 nucleotides. RefSeq names its product peroxisomal biogenesis factor 11 alpha (gene pex11a). Gene Ontology annotation, biological process: regulation of peroxisome size; peroxisome fission. Bases 524 to 1264 code for a protein of 246 amino acids. The transcript has 3 exons. Lineage: Eukaryota; Metazoa; Chordata; Actinopteri; Cyprinodontiformes; Poeciliidae. The record is from RefSeq and is a predicted model, not a curated record. Gene Ontology annotation, cellular component: peroxisomal membrane.
UGUCUGUGCUUGUGUCACACUGUAGCCUAUGAAUAAUUUACAAAAUGUGCCAUUUGUGGAUGUUAGUAGUAACUUAGCAAUGAUUUCUUUCUCUCAUACUGUUGACAUCAGCUUGAUAGUUUUUCUCUCUCCCUUUGUGUUAGCUGAUAAGAAACAUUGAUUUUAAACCCCUUAACUGACACUGGUGUCAUGUGUUAAUGUGAGAAAUGGUCCGUCCCGGAAAUCUGUUCGACGUUCAUUCCGCUGCAGUAAAGAGUUGUGGUGAAACAACCGUGUUUAGUUCCGCAGGUGUUGUAAAUCAGUUGAGCUUUAGCAAAACGAGACACACGGUGAAAGUUUUACAUUUCUAAGUAUUAGGUCUUUUUAAAGCGGCAACAAAUGUGAGGAGCUCGUGCUGACAAUAUACUACAGUCAAGAAAGGAACUGAACUAUACCGGCAUCAACAAGAAGCUCGUGACAGCGGGAGCAAGAGGAGAAAAAUUCGCAGUUGAGCAGAACAGUCUGUCUUGAUGUGUUAAUAAUCAUGGACGCCGUUGUGAAAUUCACAAGCCAAAGCCAAGGGAGAGACCGCAUAUUCAGAGCUACACAGUAUGCCUGUGCACUGUCUAUAUAUUUACUGCGAAACAAGCCUGAUAGAAAGGACCUGGUGGCCAGACUGAAAAGUUUGGAAAAUAAUAUAAGUGCUGGACGAAAAUUGCUCAGGCUAGGAAAUGCAGCCAAUUCUAUUGUGGCUGCUAAACAAACCAUGCAGCUCUCUGACCGAGUGCUGGGCCUGUGCCUCACAGUGGCCAACAUCAACCGGGCCCUCUACUUUAUCUGUGAUAAUGUAGUGUGGGCCAGGAAUGUGGGCCUCAUCCGCAGCAUCGACAAGGAACGCUGGAGCAUAAAUGCCUCUCGCUACUACCUCUUUUCAUUAGUGAUGAAUCUGACCCGAGACCUGUAUGUAAUUCUCCAGUUGAUGCAACAGAAAGGGAGAGAUGACCGCCUCAAAAGCAAAAUGAACCAGCAUCUCAGUGACUGUCCUGAAGUAGCGGAAGCCCUUAUUCCUGAGCUGGAUGCCUUUAUUUUCCUGCUUCUGGAGACUCUGAGAUCAGAACCGACUGUUGCCUUGGACACUGUGAAAAACAUCUGUGAUCUCUUCAUUCCUUUAGAUAGGCUGGGCAUUUACAAGUCAAGUGCAGGAGUUGUUGGAUUUUGUGGGCUGAUAUCUUCCCUGAUUGGCAUUUUAACCCUCGCACGACCCACUUUGAGUAUCAAACCCUGAUAAGGAGGGUGGAGUUUGACCAAAGGUUAAAACAAUUUUAAAUGACACACUAAGCUACCAAUAACAGGCAAGAUUAUAUAUUUCAAUGAUAAUUGUGUUGAGUGGUUUUGUAGCAGAAUCUGGAUUUACUUUAAGGCUUCCUGGCAAUAAUAUAAUUAGAGAUGCAUCAAUCAACCAUUUCAUUUGAGAUUUUUUUGUUAAACAAAGAAGGUAAAUUGAGAAAUUGCAGGAUAAUUAUUUAACAUAUCAAAUCAUGUCUCUAACCUGUGUGGGAUUUUAAUAUUCUCGUAGGAAGUACAAAGUACCUUCUACUGGUUGAUUGCUUACAGAUUAACAUUUUGUGAAUACUCAUUUGUGAUGCAUUUAAUGACCAGUAAAAAAGUUCAGGUUUGACAAAUAGUCAAGGGACAAUUUUCUUUUUCUGGCAGACUAACUGGUGCAUCUCUAAAUAUAAUUAACAGCAACCUGCUGGAGGAAAUACUUUCUGAACAACCUAAGAUCAAAGACUUGACUUUGUUGCCUUCCUGUUUUCUACACUACCAGCAGUUUCACAACUGAUAGACUCCCAAGUCAGAUGAAACAAAAAUUGUUUAUAUUGCAGGGUUGUUCAUCUGCUUUCAAACAUGUUUAAUAUUUGUGGAAUUGUUUGAAGAUUACUGGUCAUCUGGCCUUUUUACUGUUUCAUACUUUUGAAAUGUAUUUGGUUUUUUUGUACAUCACCUAACUAUGCAAGAUGUUUUGUCCAGAUUAGGUAACAAUUUGUACCCACAUUGGUGACUUGUGAUUAACAGUUGGUACAUAGUGAGAAAAUAGGAUUCUGUGACUCAAAAAAGUCAGAUUAAUAGAUUAUUACUCAGUUAUUUGAUUUGAUCAGAGGUCAUAAGCUUUUUUCCCUCAGCGAUCAACCACCAGAGAUCAGUACUAGAGUUGCAGAAAAUUUAAAAUUAUGUGAACUUUUUAAAAUUCAAGGAAAAGGAUGACAAGCUAAUUUAUUUAUUUGAUCAAGAAUGCUUACCUUCUUGGAGAAGCGAACUAUUUUCCGAGUGUUUACUAGAAUAGUUUGUUUGCCGGUGCGAAAGGGAAGAAGGUUGAGAUGAAAUAAGUGGCUACCUAAUGGGUGUACAAAUUGAGUGUUAGUUAUUGUUCAGUGCUUAUUGUUUUGUGACAAAAUGCUGCUAAUUUGAUAUGACUGAAGAGUUAAUGGCUUCUCUGUCAAAUGAGGGAAAACAAUUAGAUUUUAAUGUGCUACUGAAACAAUCUGCUGGACUUCAACUACAAGUACUGUUGAUGAAGUUAACUUGAAGAAAAGUGAUAUGGGAUUAAGAGGAAAAAACUUUGCAUGGCCAUUUUAUUUGUUCAAGAAGAGUUUGAGCUGCAAAUACUGGGAAACCUGUUGUUUGCAACUAAAUGUAUUGGAAUUGCAACAUGCUUGUCAUUCAGAAGUAGUUACGCUGCCCUCUUUAAGACAAAUGACAACUUGUACAAUUGAAGAGCUUUUUAUUUUCAGUUUCACUCAGACAACAAUACAUUUUUUUGUAAAAGAUUA